AUGGACACCGAACCUAUAAAUGUUGCACAAACUUUCCUAACUGAUGUUGACCCUUCGACAGUGUCAAAAACGGAAAAAUUACGCGUAUGGAAGACAACUUUGCACGAGAAAAAGGCUAUUUUGAAUAAACUUGACAGUACAAUAUUAGAGGAGAUUCCGCCAGAAAAGAUUGGCGACGAAAUUAAUGAAACAAGCGAAUUUCUUCAAGAAAUUGAUCGAAUUACCGUGAAAAUUGACAUUGCACUCGAGAAGAUGUCAAAUGGAAGCAACCCAGCAACUCAGGUAGGAACAGUAAACUUUCCCUUAUCAUCCGAAAACGUAAACAAUAACGUAAGUCCUUCGAACAAUGGAAAUAUUGCUCCUAAAGUGCAAGCAAAGCUGCCAAAAUUAACAUUGCGUAGAUACUCUGGAGAACCGACAAAAUGGCAACCAUUUUGGGACAGCUUUGAGACUGCUGUACAUAAAAAUCCUACCAUUAGCAAUGUCGACAAAUUUAAUUACUUAAAGGGGCUCUAGAUGGCCCGACAGCAUCGUGUAUUGCAGGGGUUGCUCUCACAGAUGGAAAUUAUAACACUGCAUAGAUCUUUUAAAACAUUCGAUUUGCCACUUCUGGUAACAUUCGGUCAGUACGGCGCCUUUACGAUACAAUUGAAUCACACAUAAGAAGUUUACAAGCUCUUGGGGUAGAAUCUAAAUCCUGUGGAAGUCUGCUUGUCCCAGUUAUAAUGAACAAAAUCCCGGAAGAAAUGAGACUCAUUGUAAGCCGUAAUUUUGAUCAAAGUACCUGGGAUGUUGAUAGCAUGCUAAAGUAAUUUAAAACUGAGUUAGAGGCGCGCGAACGAUGCUUCCACAUGCAGUCAAAUAAAAAAGAGAAACAUGAUCGUUGUAGAUUUAAUACAAAAAAGAACAUACCACCACUUCAUUAUUUGCCCAAAGGUUAGACCAACCAUCAAUUACAUGUUGCUAUUGUCUGGGUAAACACACAGCCGGAUGGUGUAAAAUUGUUACCAAUAUCAAUGCUCGAAAGGAAAUAUUGAAGAAAAAGGGAAGGUGUUUUAACUGUUUGUGAACAGGUCAUAUCGUUAGAGUUUGCCCAUCCCAGCAUAAUUGUUUGAAAUGUCGACAGCAACACCACACCUCCUUGUGUGAAAGGAGAGAAAAUCCAACAAAUCAGAAUGAAAGGAAGACACCACCUGCAAAUGGAGAACCUAAUAAUGAGCAAGUAAGUGGACAAAACACUACAUCAAUGUUUGUUAAUUCUCAUACAGCAGUCCUACUUCAGGCGGCAAAAGCUAAUGUCUGCCGACCAGAUAAUGAGACCACAGCAAGCAAU
This is a messenger RNA of Paramuricea clavata, 1333 nucleotides long. The record is from the annotation of a GenBank genome assembly. Lineage: Eukaryota; Metazoa; Cnidaria; Anthozoa; Malacalcyonacea; Plexauridae.